Molecule: messenger RNA, 707 nt
Organism: Abrus precatorius (Indian licorice)
Lineage: Eukaryota; Viridiplantae; Streptophyta; Magnoliopsida; Fabales; Fabaceae
Product: 3-hexulose-6-phosphate isomerase
Exons: 1
Coding region: 50-667 (205 amino acids)
Biological process (GO): carbohydrate derivative metabolic process
Molecular function (GO): carbohydrate derivative binding; isomerase activity
Source: RefSeq, a predicted model, not a curated record
GAGCCAAAAGCACAUUCAGUGUGUGAAGUGUGACUAGUGAAAGAGAGGGAUGGCUUCUAAUUGUAACUCCCAAGAAAUGGCUUCAAUGGCCACAGAAAGCUGCAACCAAAUAGCCUCAAUAUUCUCGAAGCCCACCCACCCAUUCCCUCCCCCACUGGACCUCUUGGUAAGCGAGCUCGGCACCGUUGCCUCUCAAAACGGCCGCGUUUUCCUUUACGGCGUGGGCCGUGAGGGCCUCAUGCUCAAGGCCCUCUGCAUGCGCCUCGCCCAUCUGGGCCUCUCAUCCCACCUCGUCUUCGACAUGACCACUCCCCCCAUCGGCGCCGGCGACCUCCUCAUCGCCUCCGCCGGUCCCGGCGGUUUCUCCACCGUCGACGCUAUAUGCGCGGUGGCGCGCUCCCACGGCGGAAGGGUGCUACUCCUGACUGCCCAGCCCGAGACUGGGUCGUGCGUGAAGCACGCAAACGCCGUGGCUUACGUGGCAGCGCAGACUAUGGCCGAUGAUAAGGACGCAGCAGGGGAUGUGAAAUCUCGGCCGUUGCUUCCGAUGGGAAGUGUGUAUGAAGGAGCGCUGUUCAUUCUGUUUGAGAUGGUUGUUUACAAGUUGGGGGAAGCCUUGGGUGAGAGUGCUGAAGCCGUUCGAUCUCGCCACACUAAUCUUGAAUAAAAUUAUAUCAGCCGUUCGAUCUUGCUGCGAGAUUUCUCAU